Messenger RNA from Sebastes umbrosus (honeycomb rockfish), 3999 nucleotides. Its product is annotated as histone acetyltransferase KAT7-like. Gene Ontology annotation, molecular function: histone acetyltransferase activity; zinc ion binding. The record is from RefSeq and is a predicted model, not a curated record. The transcript is spliced from 16 exons. Gene Ontology annotation, cellular component: nucleus. Bases 596 to 2572 code for a protein of 658 amino acids. Lineage: Eukaryota; Metazoa; Chordata; Actinopteri; Perciformes; Sebastidae. Gene Ontology annotation, biological process: regulation of DNA-templated transcription.
CAGAGACAUAUACACAUUAUUCCAUUACCACAUGAAUAAAUAUUAUACAAUUGUAAGUAGCCCUAUAAUCUGAUAUUUGGGCCCAGAGGAGGCAGGGAGCCCCUAUAUGUUUUCCCUUCAAAGCAAAUGAAAUGUUGGCUGGUCCUCAAGUCCCCUUGCCCAACCCCCACCCUGCCUGAUGUUGGUCUCUCUAUAGGGUGAGCCCCUCGUUAGAUCAGCAUCUCCACAUUCAUUCAUUCCGUGUGGCAGGCAGCAGCAGCAGCCUGCAGUUUUGACAAUAUCUGCAGUGAAACACAUUUAUGGGACCUUUCAUUUGUUCAUUUGUAUUCACUGAGUAGUAAGGCGUGCUUGGUGAUACUUGUCGAAGCGAUUAAUUGACUUAAUUGAGGGAAAAACCUGGAGAUUCAAGCGGAAGGUUCAUUCAAGCGUUGUGGCAAGUUGUGGUUGGUACAGUAGAUGCAAUCGGCUUUAUUCGGGAUGCACGUGGUGAUGCCGAUGAUGCUUAUUUGGAGUAUUUAUUGACAAGACGAGGAGAGGAAAGGGGGUUCAGAGCCGGAGGAAGAUGUGGAGGGGGUGAUGCUCCUCCUCCUCCAGGAUGGGAUCUUUGUUGAAUUACCCGCUGAGGACCGCCGGCAGCAGCUCGGACGGGACGGAGGACUCGGAUUUUUCCGCCGACCUCGAGCACGCCGAAGCUGCCGAGAUCGUGCACAGGCGCAGCAGCACGCGCCUCACUCGAGCUUCACUGCGCCUCAGCCGCAGCUCACAAGAUAACUGCAGCUCGGUACGGAGCAGUUCUCCUGCAGCCGCGGGUCCCGACGAAGGCCCUGAUUCAGCAGCAGAGUCGGCAGCAGCAGCGGCGGCAGUGGCAGCGUCCGUCUUCUCAUCCGGGCGCAGGAUCACACGCAGCCAGCAGGGAGCGACAAACACCACGGCCAAAAAAUACCCACUGCGUCAGAGCAGGUCGUCUGGCUCAGACACCGAGGCUAAUGCAGACCUGAAGCAGGGGGCGGACCGGGACGAGACCCCUCCUCGGACCCCGACAGGCAACGCCCCGUCCUCCGAAUCCGACAUCGAGGUUUCCAGCCCCAGCAACGACCUUGUGUCCUCUAGCAACGAUAUCGUAGUUUCACAAGAGGAGGACGAGAGGUUGGCCAAAGAGCUGUCACUCAAAGAGGCCGCCGCCCACGACCUCUCCCACCGACCUAAGCGACGGCGCUUCCACGAGAGCUACAACUUUAACAUGAAGUGUCCCACGCCUGGGUGCAACUCAUUAGGUCAUCUAACAGGGAGGCAUGAGAGACAUUUCUCCAUAUCGGGAUGUCCUCUCUACCACAAUCUUUCUGCUGAUGAAUGCAAGGGCAAGGCAUCGACUCGCGACAAACAGGCCGAAGAGAGGACGCUGUCACACCGCCAGGACGAGAACAGACACUCCACAAGAAACCAGGCCCCGACAGAUCGUCAGCUGCGCUACAAGGAGAAGGUGACGGAGCUGAGGAGGAAGAGGAAUUCUGGCCUCAAUAAGGAUCAGAAGGACAAGUACAUGGAGCACCGUUCGAGCCACGGAGCGAGCCGGGAGCCGCUGCUGGAGAACAUCACCAGCGACUACGACCUCGAGCUGUUCAGGAAAGCGCAGGCACGUGCGUCGGAGGACCUUUCUGCAAACCCUCCUCAGCAGCCACAGGAGGAGUCUGAGAUAUUUUUGGAAAAACUCCGUCUGGCCGGCCAGGUGUCGGAGGGCAGCAACAUGAUAAAGACCAUCGUGUUUGGCCGCUACGAGCUGGACACGUGGUACCAUUCUCCAUACCCAGAGGAAUACGCCCGCCUGGGGAGGCUCUACAUGUGCGAGUUCUGCCUCAAGUAUAUGAAGAGCCAGACCAUUCUGCGCAGGCACAUGGCCAAGUGUGUGUGGAAGCACCCUCCAGGUGACGAGAUCUACAGGAAGGGGAACAUAUCUGUCUUUGAGGUGGACGGAAAGAAAAACAAGAUUUACUGUCAGAACUUGUGUCUGCUGGCGAAGCUCUUCCUGGACCACAAGACUCUGUAUUACGACGUCGAACCUUUCCUCUUCUACGUCAUGACCGAAGCUGACAACACAGGGUGCCAUCUAGUCGGAUACUUUUCCAAGGAGAAGAACUCUUUCCUGAAUUACAACGUGUCCUGCAUCCUCACCAUGCCACAGUACAUGAGGCAGGGCUACGGCAAGAUGCUCAUAGACUUCAGUUACCUGUUGUCCAAGGUGGAGGAGAAGGUGGGUUCACCGGAACGCCCCCUGUCUGACCUGGGCCUCAUCAGCUACCGGAGUUACUGGAAGGAGGUGCUGCUGCGCUACCUGAACAAAUUUCAGGGCAAGGAGAUCUCCAUCAAAGAGAUCAGUCAGGAGACGGCAGUGAACCCGGUGGAUAUCGUCAGCACACUGCAGUCCCUACAGAUGCUCAAAUACUGGAAGGGAAAGCACCUGGUUUUAAAGAGACAGGACCUCAUCGACGACUGGAAGGCCAAGGAGACCAAACGCGGUAAUGGCAAGACCAUCGACCCCAAAGCCUUAAAAUGGACACCGCCUAAAGGGACGUAGAGGAGCUUUCUUUCACACUCCAAAACCCAAACACACACACAUACACAGACAGAUCCUCCACCGUACACUGGCAUGCUCACAGACCCUGAGACUAAACCCUCACAAACACACACAGUCUUGUACAAAACGCUUUCAGCAGCUACAGCACAGUCGGCUACACGCCGAGUCCGCCGUUGCUCUGGGUUCAGCAGUCACCGUCAUGGCUCGGGAAACUGGACUUCAGUCCAACAAAUAUAACAUUAGUUCACCAAUGUGAUGCCUUUCCAGAGUAUUUGUUUGGACAUUUAAAAAAAAAAAAUAUAAGAAAAUGAGGCAAAUGUGCAUAAAUCUGGACCUAAUUCAUGAAUGAUCACCUGGCUAUGUGUAGUUCUGGCUCUGCAAAGUUUGACCAAGCUGUAGUCAGAGUUGCCAUCAUUGGAUCAGGGAGGGCUUCAUUUGAAACAAACACUUAAAAUUGUACAUGUAAGAAAACAAACAUGCAUAUCACUAAUGGUGAAUUAAUUUUUAGCAUCAUAUGAAGCAAAAACAAUAUUGCAGCAUCAGAUGUCCUUAAAUACUUUAUAUUAUUAUACUUAAAUUGUAACAAAAGAGUUAUAAUUGGAUGUACUGAAAGCACAAUAUAUUACUCCACAGCCUAGUGUUUAUAUUUAGGUCAUACAUGUAAACAAUUACUUACUUAAAUUACAGUAAUAUAUUACAUGGAUUUUUGGGAUUUUGCUAAUUUGAGUGGAAUUUUAAUAUUUGUUUUAAUUAGUUGGUUCAUUUAUAUAUUUUACACAAUUUAUUAAAUGUGAUUAUUAAUUUAAUGUCUUUUAAAAAAACAUGUAUUUAAUACUGAACACUUUGGUCUUCCAUAGUAGAGAAUCAGCUAUUCAUCAUCUAUGUUUAGAUUUUUGAUUUCAGGCUCCAACUCAGAUUCUGGUCCAACAAACCACAUGACUAAAAUGCAAAAUGAUGAGCUUACGCAGCAGCCAGUGAUGUCCGUCUGUACGUAGGACCGCCGCUGAUACCUACCCGACCUCAUUUGUUAUCUGAAAAGUGAAAGUAAAUGUGCUUUGUUAGCGCACCUCCUCCCAGACACUUGAUUAGCACAGCGGACCUGGCACACCCCCUAAUCCAAUCUGCGGCAGCCGGUGUUGAACCUGUGCUGCUUUUCAUUCUGUCCUCGAGAUGGUCAACACAACGCAGGUCGGCAGCACGCUGACUCAUGCAAUGCAUUUCGGCAGACACUGACCAGCUGGCUGUGAAUAAACAGGACAAAAUACAUAAUGUUUCUAUGAAUAGCAACCCCGAUCUUGAUGUACCAUUCAGGUCACAUGACUGAAUUGAGAGUUCCCAAAUUGACUUUAAAAGGAAUUUGAUAAUUUCUUUGAGAGUUGAAAAAAAAAAAUGGAACAGGAAUCAAAUAUACGGAAGCCCUGAGAGGC